This is a messenger RNA of Ornithodoros turicata, 1141 nucleotides long. RefSeq lists its product as uncharacterized. The transcript has 10 exons. The coding region runs from base 97 to 1119 and encodes 340 amino acids. The record is from RefSeq and is a predicted model, not a curated record. Gene Ontology annotation, molecular function: metallopeptidase activity. NCBI's taxonomy places the organism in Eukaryota, Metazoa, Arthropoda, Arachnida, Ixodida, Argasidae.
UAAAGAUACACACGCUCAUAGGAAGAUUGUUCGUGUUCAUGUUCAGUGCUGUAUAGCCUGAGUAGCUCUUGCGCCUUCAACAACCAAACCACCAUCAUGUUCUAUGGGAGCAUGCUCGGAGCAUUGUUCUUGCAAACCCUUGUAUUCUGUGUAAUUUUAUGCGAUGGAAGUAACCAGGACUCCAGACAAAAGGAAUUUGAUAAGCGGGACAAUGUAGUACUUGGAGUGUAUGUGAUAAUUGAUCCGAGUAUCGGCAAUGCAACAGAAGCAGGCUACAUUAACUACACAUCUUCUUUACUCGGAGGGGUGAAUAUCAAGUUUUGGAAGAUCAAGAAGCCAGUAAUUAAACUUGGACUCAUCGGCUUAUAUGUUCUGAAUGACACAGAGGUGAAUGAAAUGCUGCCUCUGAAUAAUGAUAAUCAUUUAGAAUUGCGUUCGACGUGGAAAUCCCUUCUAGGCUUCAAAGCUAGAAACGAAACAGCAAAUAUAAGCGAUGUACUGUACGUUCUAACAAAAAAGAAAAUCUUCUCUUCGACUAAACCGCCUGAAAUUCUUUCGGGAGCGGCUUCCAUCAGAGGAGUAUGCUCCGAUGACAACAUUGCAGUCGGGAACGACGUGUUUGGAACAUAUUUAGGCAUGGAUAUAUUCGCAAAGAACAUGGCACGCGUGUUGGGGGCCUGGUCUCACGAAUGUUAUCAGAACUAUUCUGGCGUUUUUGACGAUUGUCACCAGAGGCAACUGUUGUCAACCCUCAGGAGGGCCUGGCCGUAUUGUUCUCAACACAACACAAUCGACACGACGUGGAUGUCAGGAUAUCACCUCCCAGGUGAAUAUUUCAACUAUUCGGCGUACUGCCAAGGCAAAGGAAACGAAACCGUACAGCUAGAAGAAUGCGAGCAAGAAAAGAAACAACAAGAGUGUAGGCUAUGCUGUUCAACAACAACUCUCAAAGAAGUGAUUUACUACGAUGCACCGGACGGAACCCUGUGUGAGAACAAGACAAAGGGCUGCCUGGACAAGAAGUGCGAAGUACCCCAUUACAAGUUCAUGCAAGCUGCGCACCCUGGACAUACCCAGCGCGUAAAUUUCAACGAGACAACAACUACAGCAACAGGUUGACAAUAAAGCUGCAUGAACUGAU